AGAGAAGGGUGGAAGGGGGAGCGCGCGUAGGCGGCGUUUGUCUUGGCUCGCGUCCGCACUGUUCCCCGCACGGCUGGCGCGCGGGUGCUCGAACUUCUCGGCCACUGUCCUCGUGCCCGCGCCAGAGUUGGCGUUGAUCGCAGUGCGCUGGGGAACGAGUGACUCAGUUGCUACAGGGGCAGCGAAGGGAGGCGGGAAGGCAGCAACGCAAAGGCAGCGGCUGACCCCCGCACGCUUCUGCGCCCGCGUGCUUGCGGGGCUACGAGGAGGGGGCGGCUGCGAGCCUUGCCGCCGCCGUUGCAAGUCCUCCUCGGAAGGCUUCCCUCCUCCUUCCCCAGCGGAACGUCCUCCCCCUGCCCGCCCUCUCCUUCCUCCUGGAGCGAGCGAACGUGUGAGCAGCGAUGGCGGCCGCCGGAGUCCUGGCCAAGCACGAGCAGAUCCUGGUGCUCGAUCCGCCCACCGACCUAAAAUUCAAAGGUCCUUUUACAGAUGUAGUCACCACGAAUCUUAAACUACGAAACCCAUCAGACAGAAAAGUAUGCUUUAAAGUAAAAACUACAGCACCUCGUCGAUACUGUGUGCGGCCAAAUAGUGGAAUUAUUGACCCAGGAACUGCAGUAACUGUAUCCGUUAUGUUACAGCCUUUUGAUUAUGAUCCAAAUGAGAAGAGUAAACAUAAGUUUAUGGUACAGACGAUCUUUGCCCCUACAAACAUUACAGAUAUGGAAGCAGUGUGGAAGGAUGCAAAAUCUGAGGAAUUAAUGGACUCCAAAUUGAGAUGUGUAUUUGAAAUGCCUAAUGAAAAUGAUAAGCUGAAUGAAAUAGAAACAAAUAAAUCUGCUCCAAUACUGAACACAACAAAACAAGAUGGUCUGGUGCCAAAAUCACAUAGUGUUUCACUUAAUGACACUGAAACAAGGAAGCUAGUGGAAGAAUGCAAAAGACUUCAGGCAGAUGUCGUGAAACUAUCAGAGGAAAAUAGACAUCUGAGAGAUGAAGGCUUGAGGCUGAGAAAGGUGGCACACUCAGAUAAACCUGGACCAUCAGGCUUGGCCCUCCGAGAGAAUGGCUCCAACCCUCUUCCUUCACUCCUUGUUGUAAUUGCAGCCAUUUUCAUUGGAUUCUUUUUAGGGAAAUUCAUCUUGUAGAAAGGGAGAGAGAAGAGAGAGAGAAGCAUGCAGAAUGCUGCUUCCUUUUUUUUCUUGGCCAGAAAAAAAAACCCUACCACUUCAUUGGUAGUAUGGCCAAAGUGACCAUUUUUGUGUACAGCAUCAUACAGGCUUUGCCUCUAAUGAUCUUGCACGGUUAGACAACACGAUAAAAAGACAAACUGUUCGGCUGCUGGACAAAAUUGUAUAUUAAUUCAUUAAUAGCAGGUGUCAGUUGCACAUUCAGUCCUUUAUGAAAACUCAUAAAUAAAGAAUUGUUCUUUC
Molecule: messenger RNA, 1433 nt
Organism: Crotalus tigris (Tiger rattlesnake)
Lineage: Eukaryota; Metazoa; Chordata; Lepidosauria; Squamata; Viperidae
Gene: VAPA
Product: VAMP associated protein A
Exons: 6
Coding region: 402-1148 (248 amino acids)
Biological process (GO): neuron projection development
Cellular component (GO): plasma membrane; endoplasmic reticulum membrane
Molecular function (GO): FFAT motif binding
Source: RefSeq, a predicted model, not a curated record